Molecule: messenger RNA, 2682 nt
Organism: Acipenser ruthenus (sterlet)
Lineage: Eukaryota; Metazoa; Chordata; Actinopteri; Acipenseriformes; Acipenseridae
Gene: anapc4
Product: anaphase promoting complex subunit 4
Exons: 29
Coding region: 170-2563 (797 amino acids)
Biological process (GO): anaphase-promoting complex-dependent catabolic process; protein K11-linked ubiquitination; positive regulation of mitotic metaphase/anaphase transition
Cellular component (GO): nuclear periphery; anaphase-promoting complex
Molecular function (GO): protein binding
Source: RefSeq, a predicted model, not a curated record
AGACAGCUUCUUAGUGUUUGACGGUAAUGGCGCUUUGCAUGAGAAGGAAUUAAAAUAUAUGUAACACGAAUUUUAGAGACCAAAUUGCUGUUUUCAUUAGAUAUAAAGUCAAUGUUGUUGCUUAUACUACAAAUUAAUUCCUUUAAAUAAAACAUCGAGGUUACCAAAGAUGCCUGCAUUUCGUCAAGUUGGGGAAAAGCAGCUUCCUAACUCAAUACUUUUUAUGGUCUGGUCUCCUAAGAGGGAUCUUAUAGCACUUGCGAACAAAGCUGGGGAGCUUUUGUUGCACCGACUGGCGAGUUUCCAGCGUGUUUGGAGCCUAGCCCCAAAUGAAGACACUGGCAAGGAAAUCACUUCACUUGCCUGGAGACCUGAUGGCAAAAUUAUAGCCUUUAGUCUUGCUGACACCAAGCAGGUUAUUCUUUGUGAUGUGGAGAAAGCAGAAAUCUUGCACUUUUUCCCAGUGGAAAGCCUGGUGUCCUGUAUGCACUGGAUGGAAGUUUCAGAAGAGAGCAGUACUCUCACUUCAUUUUGUAAUGCGGAGGAUGAAACAAGCCAUUUCUUGCCCAAGUUACCUGCAUUGCCAAAAAGCUACAGCGCAACAUCAAAAAUAUUUAGUGAAGAAAAAUCAGAUGAGGUUAUGAAGCUUCUGGGUGAUGUACGACUUAACAUACUUGUCCUGGGUGGAGGCUCUGGAUUUACUGAGCUGUAUGCAUAUGGAAUGUACAAGAUAGCUACACUGGCUGGGGUUGCAGGAACUUGUCGGAGUUUGUGCUUGUCCAGUGACCUUAAAUCCCUGUCAGUUAUCACAGAAAUAAAAUCCACGGAAAAUGAACCAGAAAUCACCUAUUUUCAGCUUGACACCAGUUUGCUGUCAGAUUGUCUUCCUGAAGUCACUCGAAUGGCAAGGAAAUUCACUCAUAUCUCAACCCUACUACAGUACCAGAAGUUGUCAUUGACAUGCAUGUGCGAGGCCUGGGAGGAUAUCCUGAUGCAAAUGGACUUGAGGCUUACAAAGUUUGUGCAAGAGAAGAAUACUACCACUUCAGUUCAAGAUGAGUUCAUUCAGUUACUGUUAUGGGGAAAGGCAAGCCCUGAACUGCAAGCAUUAUUGAUGAACCAACUUACAGUAAAGGGUUUAAAAAAACUUGGUCAGUCCAUUGAGUCAUCAUACUCCAGCAUUCAGAAACUGGUGAUAAGCCAUCUGCAGAGUGGUUCAGAGGCUCUGCUGUACUAUUUAAGUGAGCUGAAGGGGAUGGCCUUGUGGAAACAGAAGUAUGAGCCUCUUGGGCUUGAUGCUGCACUAAUAGAAGAUGCAAUCACAGCUGUGGGUUCCUUCAUACUUAAGGCAAAUGAACUUCUACAAGUCAUUGACAGCAGUAUGAAAAACUUCAAAGCAUUUUUUCGAUGGUUAUAUGUAGCUAUGCUGAGGAUGUCCGAGGAUCAUGUUCUUCCGGAACUCAACAAGAUGACACAGAAGGAUAUUGCCUUUGUUGCAGACUUCCUCACUGAGCAUUUCAAUGAGGCACCAGAACUCUAUGAUCGCAAAGGAAAAUAUUUCAAUGUAGAAAGAGUUGGACAGUACCUGAAAGAUGAAGAUGACGAUUUGGUGUCUCCUCCCAAUUCUAAAGGCAAUCAGUGGGUGAACUUUCAUCAAAACAGCACACCUCUUAAAGAAAGCCCUUUGCUGUUUCCAUAUUAUCCCCAGAAAUCACUGUACUAUGUCAAAAGAAUAAUGGAGGGAGUUAUCGAUCUGUGUUUACAGAAACCUGCAGAAAUAAUCGGGAAGUCUAUAAAACAGGCAAUAGGUAUGCCUCUUUACACAAUACCAACAAGCACAGAUACAUUACCAAGGCUGUUUGAGUUGCCAUCGCUGUGGAAUGACAAAAAGUCUGGUAUGCAUUAUAUUGUGUUCACCAUGCCAGAAAUAUCACCCUGCAAACUGUACAUAAUGAGAAAAGCAACAGACCUAUCCAGGUCUGUAAGCAGUGGCCUUGUGGCCAUUGAUCUUGGAAGCCUUCUUAGCAGGAGUAUUGAUGGGACUGCCGAGGCUAGUCGAUAUAGCUGCCUAGACGCUCGUUUUUUUGAUGACGAAACCCUGACAGUUGUACUCAAGGAGGCUGUGGAAGAGGAGCACAGAGGACGAAUCCUUGCUCAGCUGCCACUCUCUCCUGUUUAUGCUGGUGAAGAGGAAUUCAUCCUGGACCCUAGCAUGAAGCUUGAUCAGCAGAGUGGUGAUAUCCCUGUUCAGAGUGUAGUGCUUGAGAAUCAGUGGAGGACUUUGGAGAACAUGAAAGCACAGUAUGUUGCUGUGAAUGGGAUUCGCAAAGUCUCAUGUGUACUGAGCUCCAACCUGCGCCACAUCCGGGUGUUUGAGAUGGAUGUGGAAGAUGAAGAGGAGGAGGAUAAACAAGAUGUUAGUGGAGACCAAGAGAAGCUGGAGCAGUCACUGGAACCGUCACUGUGCAGUCAAGAGGACACUGAGGAAGGGGAGCUUACAGAAGGGGCCGAGGCAGGAACUUCAGACUUGCAGGAAGAAAAUGCUUCCACUUCAGAAAUUUAAGUUCUUGGCAACACCCAAGAAUUGAAGUUUUUUGACUGUCCAUGAUACAUUUGUAAAAUUCUUUACAUAAAAAGAUUGUUAAAGCUAGUAGCCAAAAUAAAAUAAUAAUGUGAAACAUA